This is a messenger RNA of Caenorhabditis sp. 36 PRJEB53466, 1729 nucleotides long. Lineage: Eukaryota; Metazoa; Nematoda; Chromadorea; Rhabditida; Rhabditidae. The record is from the annotation of a GenBank genome assembly.
AUGGCACAAAUCGCGCACGUAUCCUUCAAUGCAUUUCAGCCGAUCCGGGAGAUUGGAAGUGGAGCGUUCGGUAUUGUAUGGUAAGUGGAAAUAUCUCAGCUCGCGGUGGAGGUAUCAAAAAAGUGUCAACUGAUAAAAUGUGUAAAAUGUCUUCACGAACACUUUAUUAGUUGACAAUUUUUUGAUAUCUCCACCGCGAGCUGAGAUAUGUUGCGUUGAAAAAAAAACCGGUUUGCAGGGAGUGCACGGAUCCACGAUUAAGACGAAGAGUGGCUCUCAAAAAAGUGCCGAACAUCUUUAUGAAUCUGAUGACGUGCCUGCGAACGUUCCGCGAGAUUCGUAUGCUUUCGGGACUGCGCCACGACAAUGUCCUCUCGAUGAUCGACAUUCUGCAACCGGCCAACUCGCGAUUCUAUCAAGAAUUGUAAAAAGCUCGCUUUUUUUGUUCUUCAAACGACUUCUGGUCUCAGGUACGUCAUCACCGAGCUAAUGCAAUCGGAUCUGCAUCGGAUCAUCUUCUCGCACCAACCACUGACCAUUGACCACAUCAAACUGUUCAUGUAUCAACUUCUUCGAGGUCUCAAGUACCUGCACUCGGCCAACAUCAUGCAUCGGGACAUCAAGCCCGGCAAUCUGCUCGUCAACCCGAACUGUCUUCUCAAAAUUUGCGAUUUUGGUCUGGCGCGCCUCUGGGACCGCGAAAACGCGCAGAAUAUGACGCACGAGGUGGUGACACAGUGCUACCGAGCGCCCGAACUGCUCAUGGGCGCGCGUAAGUACACGGCGGCGAUCGAUGUCUGGUCCGUCGGGUGCAUUCUCGCCGAGCUGCUCCAACGAAGGAUUCUGUUCGAGGCGCCGAGUCCCAUCGAGCAACUCGAUAUGAUUAUCGAUCUGUUCGGUACGCCGGCGCCCGACGCGAUGAGAGACGCGAGUGAGGGCGCGAAGAAUCAUGUGAACGCGAAGGUCCCUCAGGGACCGAAGACGGAUCAGCUGGUUCAGAUGUCUCCGCAAAUGGACCCGAAUGCGUACGAACUGCUGCUCAGGCUGCUCACUUUUAAUCCGGACAGGAGGAUCAGUGUUGCGGCGGCGUUGGCGCAUCCGUACCUUUUCGACGGCCGCCAGAGGUUCCAUGCGGACGUGUGCACGUGUUGCGAUCCGAUGAGAAGAGCCGACGAUUUGGAGCCUGCCGUGAGUUUUUCCGACGCGUUACAGAAGGCUUGAUCAACUACAAACAUGUAGUACCAGAGAUGGACUUUAUUUUUCUAGUUGACAACUUUCUUGUAAAACCACUCCCUGGACUACUGUAGCUUCUAGAAGUUUGGACUUGCAAAAAGUGAAGUCUAGAACUACGAAACGAUACAGUAGUCCAGCGCGUGGGCGUAUGGAAAAAUGAUCAACUACAAAAGUAUAGUGCAAGAUAUGAACUUUAUUUUUCUAGUUGACAUCUUUUUCGUAAAACCACUCCCAGGACUACUGUAGCUUCUAGAAGUGUCCCGUCAUUCAAAUGUUCCAGCACACGGCGCCAUUCGACCCUCAAUGGGAGGAGGAUCUCGGCCGUAUGUCGAUGUUCGAGUUGCGCGACAAGAUUUACCAAUUCGUGUUGGAUCGGGUGCCGCCGCACGGCAUCCGUCUCUGCAUCGAUCCGCAAUUGGAGGCCAACGUGAACGUUGCGGGUCCGGCGCUCGGACAGGGACCCAGAUUGUCGCCGCGGAUGGAUGGACGGAAUUGA